AUAAAUAAAUAUGGAUAUCUGAGACAUGAAGUGCCUUUAAUGUAUAACGGAAAACACCACGUAUCCGGUAAGCAAAUUCAGAGUAUUUCAAAUCAUUUUUUAAUGAGAAACACAGACGGAUAUUGUGAAAAUGGUUGUACAAUAUAAAUCAGGUUAUCUGUUAUUUCUACUCAGUGGAAUUAUAUCAGUUGCUAGAGGAUCCAUUUGUGAAACUAAUAGAGAUUCACGGACACUUAUACAAGGUGUGGACUCCAAUGUAGUCAACAAAUUUUUGCAGCUACUUCAUCAAACAAAUACAUUUAAUUUCCAAGGUGACAACAUCAAUCACGCGAAUGGUUGUCGGAGGGAAAUGCAAAGAUUCGUUCACAAAAAAGGACAUUUCGACAAAGCAACCGAUAAAACGUGGAUUCUUGAUUGCUGGGAACCUGUAGAAUGUGUUUUAGUUGAUGGAGAACUGCAUGGAAUGUAUACAAUAGAAGUAGUUCCGAGCACACGACUAAACACUUUAUUCGGCACGAACGCUAAAGCUGUUCUUCUUCCUUUAGAUGAACGCAACUCCAUAUCAUAUACGUUUUUGCCAUUUGUACAACAGAGAAGCUCUUUAUUUGUUACAGCCUUGCUUUCUGGGUGCAGUGUUUUUGUUGCAACCGCUGGUAAUGAGAAUUGUAAUAUAAUCGUUAUGCAUGCUAACCGGUUUUGUAGCCGCAAUGAGCCCAAAGAUGACGAUGAUAAUCAUAAGCAGGCUAUGUUUGUUCUGGAACAAGUAAAUUUAUUAAACGAACAAUGCAACUACCAGAUCCAACGCAGAUGGUCAAGUGACCAUAAACGCAAUAACAUUAAGCGUCAUGACUACCAUUACCCAGUUGUGUAUUAUAGAGUAAAUGCUGGUUACAAUUUUAUUUAUGGUUACAAUUUAGGUGGGCUACACAGUAGAUGGCACUUUUGUGUGAAGGAAUUACAUCCAAGUCCUCAGCCGGAGAGAUGUAACCAAAUUUCCUAAAGGCUUAUCACACUAUAAAUGUAACGGGUUAAAUUAGGAAAUAGAUAUCAAUUCUGAGUGCAUUGUUGUAGAAUAAUGCACGAUUUGAGUUCAAAUGCGUAGUAAUAUAAUCACGAAGGCCGAUAGGCCUGAGUGAUUAAUUACAAAGCAUUUGAACGAAAAACGUGCAUUGAAUUAAUAUCUAUUUCCAUUCUAACACGUCAAGAAAAAAUAUAAUUAUUAUUCUCACGUGAUUUUGUCAAUAUAGACAAAGAAGGAAAAAAACUGGUGUUAAACUGUCAAUAAACACCGGUACGGGACUACUUGUACAUGCGCUAUUAUGUUUUCACCCUCGAUUAUAUAGUUUAUAAAGCAUUUUAAAGCAACAAUAAAAAGCAUUUUCAUUUAUAUUUUCAGUUCGUAUAAUGUUUUCUUUCCAUACAAUACCGAAAUAAUAUCUCACAUACACUAACGCCAUAUAUUAGAUCCAUAUAAGUUAAUAAAUAUUUUGACAAAACGGCGCCAAUCCGUAAGCAGCGUAAUGACGUCAUCCUAAGUAAACAACUCAUUCAUAAACAAGCUGUCGUGUUUAUUUCAUACAUACAGGAAUGAUAAAUGGGGUACUGAUGUAAACACAAUACGACGUAAGUUUUUAAUGUUCAAAACUUGAUAAAAUAACGUUUUUUUUCUUAUUAUUUCUUUUGUUUAAUAAUUUAUAUAUCUUCGCAACAGUAGGAUGCGAAAAUCGAACAGCGUUAUACGAAAAUCGGCGAAAAUCGUUUUGAUGCGUCAAUUCCUACGCAUCAAAACUCCAAACCGGUGUUAAAUAGCCGAUAUACACCUCUCAGGACGAUGUUAUUUCUUAAUUAUAAAGUUGGACUUUUUGUUUGGUGGUUAAAUUUGUUCUCGCCUCAGAGUUUCCCAUAGAAACGUUCUUUAAAGGCUGUUCCAGUGGGUUUAAAAAAAACUGUCGUUAAAUCUUCCGUGUGUAGAAACAUUUUGAGAAUAACGAAUUUUGAAAACGUUGACGAAACUUUGUUUGUUUAUUUUAUUUCACACUAUAAUUUUUUAAGCGAAACAAAAAGUUUGAAAGUGAAAUAAAUGUAAAACUUAACUCGUUUGCGACAUUAAAAUAGCGUACUUGAUUUGAUUGUUUUGCACGUGCUGUUUGGCGCUACAUUGUGACGUCGCGUAAACAAUACUGUAC
Messenger RNA from Ruditapes philippinarum (Manila clam), 2186 nucleotides. RefSeq lists its product as uncharacterized. The record is from RefSeq and is a predicted model, not a curated record. Lineage: Eukaryota; Metazoa; Mollusca; Bivalvia; Venerida; Veneridae. The transcript has 3 exons. Bases 131 to 1000 code for a protein of 289 amino acids.